Messenger RNA from Lottia gigantea (owl limpet), 3711 nucleotides. RefSeq lists its product as hypothetical. The record is from RefSeq and is a predicted model, not a curated record. The transcript is spliced from 35 exons. NCBI's taxonomy places the organism in Eukaryota, Metazoa, Mollusca, Gastropoda, Lottiidae. Gene Ontology annotation, cellular component: nuclear replication fork. Bases 1 to 3711 code for a protein of 1236 amino acids. Gene Ontology annotation, biological process: replication fork processing; double-strand break repair via homologous recombination.
AUGACAGAAACAAGUGAUACAUUUUCUAUGACUCCACCUAUGUCACCUCCAUUGACGUUUGAUUUAGAAGAGCUUCCACAUCAUCAACCAAACAAUUCAGCAGAAGAUUUCAUGGAGGUUCAGUCAGAUGUCCUGUUUGAUAGAUUUCCUGAUUUGUGUUUUACUUGUGCUGGAGAAGUCAGAAUAGGAAAAUCUAACCUCCAUAGUAAAAGUUAUUUAAGAUAUGGUGGACUUAAAAGAUUGUUAUGUGAAGAAAAAACAAUACAUCCUUGGUGUAAUAAUUCUACUAUUGAUCUAUUUGGCUAUCAGUUUAUAACUCAGCUUGCUUUAUCAGAGGACAUGGAGCAGCUCUUUAUGUUUGCAAAGAUGUGUAUUAACAAUAUACAUAACAGUUCUAUAGAGUCAGGCUUCCUUUCUAAUCAAGCUAGUAAAGUUACACAAUUAAAUGAAAAUAGAAAAAGUUUAAGAACAUUUUUUCAGUAUAUUGUAUUUUAUAUCAAACAAUAUAUGAAUAAUGAAGAGAAAAAGAACAGCAGUAUAUUGAACAGUAUAAUAGAUAAUUUACAUGGCAUUUUAUUAUAUAUUGGUAAAAUUAGUGAUUUAUCAUCAUCUAUAGUAGUUAACAUAGCACAGAUAACACAACAGAGUAACAGUGUAUUGAGUCAUCAAUAUCAUAAUUAUUUAGAAGUUUAUUGGUCUAUUGUAGAAAUUAUUUAUACCAUCGGUACCGUCAAUUCAGAUUAUAGAUACAAUACACAUGUAACAGUUAUAGAUGAAAAUCAACAGAAUGAUACAAUAUUUAUAUAUGAAGUAAUAGAUGUUAUACUAACAGAUUUGAUACAUAUUGCUGUAUAUAGAAAUAACAAGGGAAAAAAAUUCUUCAUUAUUGUGACAUAUUGUUUCAUAAUAAAAAGUGAUAAUUCAACACCAUUUAAUUGUACAUGUUGUAUGGAACUAUGGAUAAUGUUGACACAUACAGUACAGAAACUACAUACACAAUAUAAUAAAGAAUCAUUUAUGGUAAGAUUACAUAGAAUUUUACAGACAUUAAAUACUAGCACAGAUAUAUCAGAUGAUAUAGAUAUUGAUAGUACUAUAUUUUAUAAUAAUUUUGAGAAACCAAAGAAUUAUUUACAGUUUUCACUAUGGUUGAUAGUCAAUAUAGCUAGAUUAUAUACUGUAGAUAUUCAUGGUAACCAUAGACAAAUAGAAAAAAGUGAAAAUAGUUAUUUUAUGUUAGAAACAAUAGUUAAGAAGACACUUGCAAAGAAUGAUUUGAGUGAAUAUGAAUUAAGAAGUCAGUUAAAGUUAUGUUUAACUAUUUGUCAAUUAUGGCAACCUAAUACAAGUUUAAUUGUUAUAUUGUGGGAUUAUUAUUUCAGAAGAUUGAAUUCUAAUUUUCAGUUGCAGCCCUCUGGUAUACAAGGAUUAACCACAUUAAGUACUACUCCCCUAGCUUUACUUGAUAAAUGUAGAAAAUUUGAUGGAGGACAUUUGGAAAGAAUAGAUCAAGAAACAAGUUUUGGGUUGUUUUUGAAGAUUUUAUCUUUCAAUUUAUCGAGAUUUGUUGAAACUGGUUCUUAUCAAGAAUGGAGACAAAUGAAAGGAAGGUUUUAUUCCAAGUUUCAUCAGAGACGAUUACAAGAAUUAUCAGAGACAGGUCUAGAGAAUUUUACCAGUUUAUUUAUAACAUUAUCUAUUACUGUAGAAUUAGAGGAUGUGGCUGGUAAACUGGUAGAUUUUUAUAAUAUGUUAGAGUUUAAGUUAUUAUCUAUCAAUAAACGCUGUGUUAUAUUAAGAGGUUGUCUAGCUUUAAUACAUAUCUAUGUUGAAAGAAAUAUGGAUACUUGUUUUAUUGUGGAUAAGAUUGUAAAGUAUUUUGAUAUCUUGUGUAGAGAAAUGGAGGAAGUUGGAGAUCCUCAAAAACAUCACAGUAUCUGGAAGUUAUUUUCUUUGUAUAUCGAUAGUUUCUUAGAUAUAUUAGAAUCAAAUUCCACUUUAUCCUGCUCACAGUAUAAACUUUUAGGUAAUGGUCUUGGUAAUGUAUGGAAUAAUUUGGGACAGAAUGAAUUAAGACAUUGUUUAGGAGUAUUUACUAAUGUCCUUGCUAAAUUAAGGUCUAUUAUGGAAAACCAUGAAGCGAAUCCUCAUCUACAUCAAACAUCUACAUCUCAACAUGGAGAAUUAGCCCAUGCUUUAUGGCAGUUAGUUUUUCCUUUUAUUAAAGAACAUAGUUGUACACAGACACCACCUUCUAACCUAGCAGAUUUAGCUUCAUCUUUUACUAUGUUAUCACAUCACAUUCCACCCUCAUUAGUACCAGCUGAUAAAUAUGUUAAUCACUUUAAAUAUUUCGGCUUAUCAGAAAAUGUUCAUGUUAGUGUAAGUUGUCGGUAUUUAUCAUUGGUAUUUAACGAAGCUGGUGCCAAAGAUUCUAUAUUAAAUACAUGUCAACAAUCAACAUUAAUACAAGCCUGGUUCCGUUGUAUUAUAUUAUUACCUUCUACAACUCUUGAAUUACAUAAUAUAACCAGGGUAAUGUUGGAAUUGAGUGAAGUGAAGAAAGUUUUAAAUGAUGUUGGACAAAGUUCUAUCCCACAAAUAGAGAACGCACCUAAGAUAUUUAUUAAGUCUCUAGGUAGACUUUAUCAGAAUGCUCAGAAUUUAAAGGAGAAAAUGAUAUUAAGAGAUCAAGUAAUGUGUUAUUUUUCUUUAAUACCACAACAUGUAUCACCAGUAUUAAAAAUAAUGGGACCAGGAGAUAUACUACAUAAUAUAUUUAUUACAGUUGGUUAUAUAGUAAAACAUUGUGCUCCAUUACUAUUCUUACAGUCUAAUCCCAACUGUCCCCUACCAGCUAUAAUAUCAGCUAUGGUAACACCUCAUUUUAUUCUUAAUACCAACAAACCUGUUAAUUCAGCAUUCCUAGCUGUACUUAAAGAUACACUUUAUAUGUUUAUUCAAGGAUUAAGUAAGUUAGAUUUUAGAAGAGCGCCCUAUGUUGAGAGAAGAUUAAAAGAUAUAGUUGGUAUUUAUUUAGAAAAGUUUUCUAUCAAAUCUAGUAGCACUUUUAAUGAAUCAACAUCUAUUCAUCCAUUAAUAAGCUGCUUGAGUGAAUCUUUUAUUAAAUCACCUACACAACAAAACAUCAAUUUCCGGCAUUUUAUAUUUGAAAUAGUACAUGAGAAAUAUUUGAGGUUAAAAAAUUUGACCUUGCCGUCUUCAGCUAAUCUAGGUCUGUUGUAUGUAACUGAAGUUUUUCAGAGAACAUCUAGUGGAGAAGUUAUUGCUAGAGAUCAUAAAGUAUUAAUGAUGACAAUAUUAGAAUAUAUUCUAUUUUCAACUACACCAGCUAUGAAACAACAUGCUAGCAAAAUAAUGCAGUUUAUAUUGGAAGCUUGUUAUAAAAACUCUUCAAUUGUACCUUGUAAAGAAUUAGAAGUUAUAAUAAGAAGGUUUAUUGAGUUAUAUUAUAAGAUGUAUUUUGAUGGUGUAUUUAGUAUAUUAGAGACUAUAGCAGUACUAUAUCAAGAUAUAAUAGUUAAUCUGGUACCAUACUGUUCUGAGUUAGUCAUCAAUUUAGAAAUUAAACGUGGUGCUGGUUUAGAUAGUAAAAUUAGGAAAACCUAUUACAGUUUAUUACACUUGGUGGGUGAAGUUGGUUUAUUAGAAAUACAGAGAUUACAACAAACUACUUCUACUAAUACAUGA